Molecule: messenger RNA, 1476 nt
Organism: Trichomonas vaginalis G3
Lineage: Eukaryota; Parabasalia; Trichomonadida; Trichomonadidae
Exons: 1
Coding region: 1-1476 (491 amino acids)
Source: RefSeq, a predicted model, not a curated record
AUGUUAAUUGGUCAAAGUUUCAUGGGAAGUAUUUCAGUCUUUUUUGAAUUUUUCGUCUGUCCAUCAGCAGCAAUUCUUGGUCUUGGUAUCGCAUCAUAUGCAAAGAACAGUGAUUAUUACGUGAUGAUAGUUGGUGCAGCAUGUCUUGCUGGUUCUAUUUUAAUAUUAUUAAUUUUAUUUUGUUGUCAUCCAAUCCAACAUUACCCAUUCAGGCAUAUUGGUAAAAAUACGAAAUUAGGCCUUUUGCAUUUAGCUGGUACUGCAAUUUUCUUAUUUUUGGGAAUUGCAAGUUCUGGGAUAAUCAAGGUUAGAUUUUUCGAGGGCAUUAAGGAAACAUAUUUUCCUAUUGGAACAGUAAUUUUUUACAUAAUUGCAGUAUUAUAUUUUAUUUAUGCUUGUUUCAGGAUGACAAACAAAGGUGCAAUUAAGUUAAGCAGGCUAAAAGUAUUGCUACGAUUAAAUGUAAUGAAAUUUGUGUUCGUUCUUUAUAAUGCAGCUUAUUUGCCAGUUUUCCAAUCAAUUCUUUAUUCAACAAUGGUCAUCAAAGAUGUAUGUCCACCAGGAACAUAUCCAUACUCGUAUGCUGGCGGUAACGUUUUCGCAUCUAGAUAUUUUUCAUGCAUAACGAAUGAAAAUAUUUCAGAAAGCAAUAGUGAAACAAGAUUUAGGUUUAAUCUUGCAACAAAAACAGCUGAAUGGAAGUAUGAAUAUGCGCCACAAAUUGUUUUCUGUAUUAUUUUCAUUACCAUUGCUUAUCCUGUCGUCAUUUACUUCAUUAUCAAAAAACUUUAUGAUGAAUAUGGAGACCAAGUUUACAAAAUGGAAAACGCAGGAGCAAGUUUAUUUAAAGAUUAUAAGUAUAAGCACAGGUUUUGGCCUCUUGUUCAACUAUUAUAUAAGUUGAUUAUUGCUACAAUCACAAUCCUUGCCAACUUGUAUGUUCCUGGAUUGGUGUUUUUGCUUACCUUUAUUUAUAUUGGAUAUGGAGUAUUGAUUUUCUUCAUAAAGCCAUACAAAAAUAAGUAUAACAACUGGAUUGAAAUUGCAGACAAUGGAUUAAGUGCAAUUUUCUCAUUAUUACCUGUUGCAGCUGCGUUUGGUGCAAAUGUUGCUCCACUUGCAAUGACUAUUUUGAGUGUAAUUGAAACAGUUUGUUCCUUGGGAAUUUCAAUUGCUGCAUUUAUCCUUGAUAAGAAGAAAGGUAAAAAAGAAGAGACAACAAGGAAAGUAAAAGAACUUGAAGCAAAUUAUCUUAUGGAGAAGCCGCUUAUACAUUAUACACUGUACUUCUCUUUGUUUGGCUUUCUGAUAUUUGGAUUUUUCCUUGGUAAUCUUGCUUAUUUUCAAAAACCAACUAUCGAUUUCGAAUAUAUUCCUACGAAUACUUGUGUAUUCCUCGAGUAUCAACCAAAAAUGGACUUUUUCAAUACUGAUGAAUGUACUCAUUUUGGUGAAGCUAUCGAUUAUAUGUUUUAG